AUGCUCGCGGCAGGUGAGCCCAAGCCCGUCGUGCAGUCCGCGUACGGACAGGUCCUUGAGGGCGUUGAUCCGGAAACGGCGCUCGUUGCGGCGAUCAAAGAGGCGGUCGCGCAACCUGGGAACGUGUGGCGGCAGCUCCUCGAACCUGUGACAGGCGUGCGGACGCAGGACGACUACCUCGCACAGGUUCGGUGCACGCUGAGCGCGCGGGCGCAGACGCAGGACUGGCGCAAACGCGCGAAGUUCUGGAAGCAAACGGCGAAGGAGGACGAGCGGCAUGGGGACACCGUUACACCGUCGAUUUCGGCCAUCUCUGCCGUGGUAGAUGCGCUACCGCAGGAACGGCAGGAGAAGGUGCUCGAGAUGCUUGGUAAG
This is a messenger RNA of Trametes versicolor FP-101664 SS1, 375 nucleotides long. RefSeq lists its product as uncharacterized. NCBI's taxonomy places the organism in Eukaryota, Fungi, Basidiomycota, Agaricomycetes, Polyporales, Polyporaceae. The record is from RefSeq and is a predicted model, not a curated record. The transcript has a single exon. The annotation marks the transcript as partial.